AUGGCUACCACCACCAUGACCCAAUCCAAGUCCACUCCUGGCGAUGGCAAACAUCUCGAUCUCCACGGCAAUUCUUUUGAAUUGCCCACCUUCACCAUGAAGGAAAUCCACGAUGCCAUCCCAGCAUGGUGUUUCAAGCCUUCCAUUCUCCGAUCCAUGGCGUAUGUCGUCCGCGACUUCUUCUACUACAGCCUUCUGGUCUACGCCGCCGUCACUUACAUCCCCCUCCUCCCAAAUGCCUACCUUCGAUUUGCUGCUUGGUCGGCAUAUGGGUUCGCUGCAGGAUGUGUUUUCACCGGUAUCUGGAUUCUCGCACACGAAUGUGGACACGGUGCUUUCUCCAAGAACAAGAUGCUCAACUACACCAUGGGAUUGAUCAUGCAUUCCUUCCUCCUCGUCCCAUUCCACUCAUGGCGUCUUUCCCACAGCCAACAUCACAAGGCUACCGGAAAUAUGGACAGAGAUACCGCUUUCGUCCCACACAAGAGACAAGACUGGCUCGAGACUCAUUUCGGAAGCAAGGCCAAGGAGAACAUGGUUGAAUUUGCUGAAUUGGCAGAAGACUCUCCAAUUGCUGCUCUCUGGCACGAUGUCAUCCACCAAUUGUUCGGCUGGCCAGGUUACCUCCUCUUCAACUUGACUGGACAAAAGUAUGAUGGCGCCAAGGGUGCUAAAAUCUCCCACUUUUAUUUCGGAGAGGACAGCGUUUUCUACAAGAAGAAUGAGCUUCCAUUGAUUAUGCUUUCUGAUCUUGGUGUUGCCGCGAUGAUCGGUGCUCUGUACAUGGCUGGACAAAUGUUUGGAAGCUUCAACGUUCUCGUUCUUUGGGGUGUUCCAUGGCUCUGGGUCAACAACUGGAUCGUCGCCAUCACCUUCCUCCAACACACCGACGGAUCCAUGCCUCACUACGACAACAGCACCUGGAACUUUGCUCGCGGAGCCACUGCCACCAUCGAUCGUGAUCUCGGUUUCCUCGAUACCCAUCUCUUCCACGACAUCAUCGGUACUCACGUCUGCCACCACCUAAUCUCCACCAUCCCAUUCUACAAUGCGGGCGAGGCCUCAAAACAUAUCAAGAAGGUUAUGGGUGUCCACUACAAGGCAGAUCUCGAGACACCUUUCUGGACCGCCUUCUUCAAGAACCAACGUACAUGCAAAUUUGUCGAGGAGACCGAAGGACAAGAGGGAAGCGGUGUAUACAUGUUCCGAAACUUGUUCAACCGUGAUGGGGAGACACAACCACAAAAUCUUGCUAAACUUGACAAGACCGAGAAACGCGAUGUUUCAGAGGGACUCAAGGCUUCCACUGCUACCGCCACCGCUACCGCCAUGUCAAUGGCAUCUGCCAGACAUCAGGAUGCUCGAAGACGACUAAGUCAAUCCACACAAUUGAGCGGGAAGCUCCCAAUCCUGACCGAAGCUUAA
Glarea lozoyensis ATCC 20868 is the source of this 1425-nucleotide messenger RNA. RefSeq lists its product as uncharacterized. The transcript is spliced from 2 exons. Gene Ontology annotation, molecular function: oxidoreductase activity. The record is from RefSeq and is a predicted model, not a curated record. NCBI's taxonomy places the organism in Eukaryota, Fungi, Ascomycota, Leotiomycetes, Helotiales, Helotiaceae. Gene Ontology annotation, biological process: lipid metabolic process. The coding region runs from base 1 to 1425 and encodes 474 amino acids.